This is a messenger RNA of Megalobrama amblycephala (Wuchang bream), 1708 nucleotides long. RefSeq names its product 25-hydroxyvitamin D-1 alpha hydroxylase, mitochondrial-like. Gene Ontology annotation, cellular component: mitochondrial inner membrane. Gene Ontology annotation, biological process: C21-steroid hormone biosynthetic process; cholesterol metabolic process; glucocorticoid biosynthetic process. The record is from RefSeq and is a predicted model, not a curated record. Lineage: Eukaryota; Metazoa; Chordata; Actinopteri; Cypriniformes; Xenocyprididae. Gene Ontology annotation, molecular function: oxidoreductase activity, acting on paired donors, with incorporation or reduction of molecular oxygen; heme binding; monooxygenase activity.
UUUCCUCCGUGCUGUUCGAGUCCAGGAUCGGCUGCCUCGAUCCAGUGGUUCCUGUGGAGACGGAGCGUUUCAUCCAGUCCAUCAACAGCAUGUUUGUACUGACCCUUCUCACUAUGGCAAUGCCUCAAUGGCUCCACCGGCUCCUUCCCAAACCCUGGGACACCUUCUGCCGCUGCUGGGACUACAUGUUCCAGUUUGCAAAAGGACACAUCGAACAGCGUCUUCAGGAGGAAAAGCAGAAGCUGGCGCGAGGAGAGCAGUUAGAGGGACGCUACCUAACGUACUAUCUGUCUCAGGCCGGCAUGCCGCUGAAAUCUGUGUACAGCAAUGUGACCGAGCUGCUUCUCGCUGGCGUCGACACGAUCUCCAGCACGCUGUCGUGGUCGCUGUACGAGCUCUCUCGGCAUCCGGACAUCCAGAACGCCCUGCGGGACGAGGUUCAGAGCGUGAUGAAGGGCCGUACUGUCCCAGACGCAUCCGAUGUUGCUGCUAUGCCUCUCAUGAAGGCCGUGAUGAAGGAAAUCCUCAGGCUCUAUCCUGUAAUUCCCGCCAAUGCUAGAGUCAUCACAGACAAAGAUAUUAAAGUUGGAGGAUAUCUCAUCCCUAGAAAUACUCUGAUCACUCUCUGCCACUAUGCCACGUCCCGUGACCCUAAACACUUCCGUGAUCCGGACGCCUUCGUCCCGCAGCGCUGGUUGAGCCGCUCCGAGGGCAGCCAUCCUUACGCCUCUGUUCCUUUUGGCGUGGGCAAACGCAGCUGCAUCGGUCGACGCAUCGCUGAACUGGAGGUCUACCUGGCGCUUUCUAGGAUUUUAAUCCACUUCAAUGUGGAGCCAGGCAAAGAGGGCGACACAGUCCAUCCAAUGACCAGAACUCUUCUGGUUCCAGACAGACAGAUCAACCUUCGCUUCAUUGAGCGCUGAUCUAGAGGUCAGAGGUGACCAGGACAUGGUGUAACAGAACUGGCCCUCUCUGAUGUGGAGAUCCAGAGAGAGAGGAGGACGCUGGGACGUCCAGCGGCAUGAAGGGAAGGAGGCCUGAGGCCGAACUGACAAUGUAACUCCCUUUUGCAGCUUUGUGCGGAUCUGUGUGGACACCAACUCAAAGACUAUGGCAAGAAAUUGAAGUGUGACCUCUAAUGCAUUAUCCAUGCAAACAUGAAUGUAAGAAAAGCUAAAGAUGUCCAUUGUUGGAUAAAGUUGCACAGAAAGUAACUGUUAGUGUCUUCAGGACUCAUGAGGAGCUACUUCAUUUUAAAACGGAAAAACACAGGAAUCUGCUUGUCAAUAUAUUCAUGGCUGUUCAUUUAUAGACGCUUUUAUGCAAAAACGAGGAGGGAAUCCAUGGAGAGGAGCAGCUUAUGGUCAUGAUGUACUGAAAAUGAAGAUUUUGUGCUAAUAUGUUGUUUUUGUCAGUUUCUUAAACGUAGCCUUAAGGACUAUUGUGUUUCAGUCUAUUGUGAUGCAAUGAAAGAUGUCGGCGUUCGACGCCACAGUAUGGUGCUUUUAUAACUCCAUAAAGAUGCUUUUUUACACAUUUUUUUUUGUUAACUGUGAAAUGCUGAACUGGCAUAAGAUCAAAAUGUCAAAAUAUCAGCCAUUCAUACAUAUUCUGGAAUAAUAUUAGACUCUGAAUAAUUGCUGAUAAAUCAUCUGCAGUACAAUUAAUAAAUCACACCAUAUUUGUUUAUUAAAUAGAUCACACUUUA